Ostrinia furnacalis (Asian corn borer) is the source of this 853-nucleotide messenger RNA. RefSeq lists its product as uncharacterized. The coding region runs from base 24 to 674 and encodes 216 amino acids. The record is from RefSeq and is a predicted model, not a curated record. The transcript has 7 exons. NCBI's taxonomy places the organism in Eukaryota, Metazoa, Arthropoda, Insecta, Lepidoptera, Crambidae.
GAGCGUCAGGCAAGAAGUGCGUGAUGUCGGAGCCGCCCGCGCACGAGGCGCCCCCGCCCCCCGCGCCCGCCGUCAUGAUCCCGCGCGCGCGGCUGCACCCCCACCACCAAGACAGCCGAGAGAAUAUUUCAAAGAAGCUUAGCCUAGAACUGAGUAGCGAGGCGAAGCUGAUCAGCUACUUGGAGUCAGGAGCUGUCAACAAUGAUGAAGAGAUGAGAAGGAAGCAUAGUAUGGAAUCUUCUUACAGCGCGAAUAAGGACAGGCAUAAUAAACAAGGAGCGCUAGUAUCAGCUGGAUUCAAAGUGUCGACGACCAUCAGGCCUGAUGAAGCCAACAUCAAAGAAGACAGGGACGACCUAUCAUCAGUACACAAGGCGGACCUCGAAGCGGACUUAGCAAGAUUCGAUUCCCUGCGGAAAUCUUACAGUCAAGAAGACAUUUCGGAAUGGACGGAUGCUGAGAGAAGAAUUGGUGAACUGACUCUAUCAGAGGCUCGUUCGAUUGGAGGAACGUUACCUGCUAGCACAGGGAGAGCUGCAUCGUCUACUCGUCUUACACAUCAGGAGGCCAACACCAUGGCUGAGCGAGACCUUGGAUCCACUUUCCUCCUGCCGCACGUGCACCUCUAUAAACCGGACCUUACGAGUGAUGUUUCAGAGUUCGAUUCAUUGUGAGGGCUUUUCAAGAGUCAAUCAUAGUAUUUUCAAGCACUGAUUUAUUUUCUAUGACUUUACUUAUUUUUACCCUAUGAGGCGUUACUUUACCACCAAAGUGAAGACUUAUUUAUUAACUAUUUAUUCUUAUUUAUUAUCUUACUUUAAAUCCAUUGUUGAUUUUGAUUGUUAACUUCUAA